AUGGGCAGUGAGUUGCCAGGGACAGUGGGGAUGCCGGGAGCAGUUGGUGCUGGCCAGGUGAGGAUGGGAGGAACUGUGCCAGGCCGCGGGGGCAAGAGGAGAUCAGGAGGAAUGGACUUUGAUGAUGAAGACGGAGAGGGUCCUAGCAAAUUUUCAAGAGAGAACCACAGUGAGAUUGAGCGACGCCGACGCAACAAAAUGACCCAGUACAUCACUGAGCUUUCAGACAUGGUCCCCACCUGCAGCGCCCUCGCCCGGAAACCUGAUAAGCUGACCAUCCUGCGUAUGGCUGUGUCCCAUAUGAAAUCCAUGAGGGGCACCGGCAACACGUCCACUGACGGGGCCUAUAAGCCCUCCUUCCUCACUGAGCAGGAACUGAAACAUCUGAUUCUGGAGGCGGCCGACGGCUUCCUAUUUGUGGUUGCUGCGGAAACAGGCCGGGUGAUCUACGUGUCGGACUCGGUGACGCCGGUGCUGAACCAUCCCCAGUCAGAGUGGUUUGGCAGCACUCUGUAUGAACAGGUCCACCCCGACGAUGUGGACAAGCUGAGGGAACAGCUCAGCACCUCAGAAAACUCCAUGACAGGACGGAUUCUGGACCUGAAGACGGGAACAGUGAAGAAGGAGGGACAGCAGUCCUCGAUGAGAAUGUGCAUGGGCUCCCGGCGCUCCUUCAUCUGCCGCAUGAGGUGUGGCAGUGCUCCUCUGGAUCACAUCUCCCUAAACCGUCUGUCUAACAUGAGGAAGAGAUACAGGAAUGGCCUUGGACCCUCAAAAGAAGGAGAAGCUCAGUACUCUGUGGUGCACUGCACUGGCUACAUCAAAGCCUGGCCCCCCGCAGGUAUGACUAUACCAGAAGAAGACACAGAGGCAGGUCAGACUGGAAAAUACUGCCUAGUGGCCAUUGGAAGACUGCAGGUUACCAGCUCUCCGGUUUCCAUGGAUAUGAACGGCCUGUCGGUGCCGACAGAGUUCCUGUCACGUCACAACUCGGAUGGUGUCAUCACUUUUGUCGACCCGCGCUGCAUCAACGUCAUUGGUUAUCAGCCUCAGGACCUGCUGGGAAAAGAUAUUCUGGAGUUCUGCCAUCCUGAGGACCAGAGUCACCUCAGAGAAGGUUUCCAACAGGUGGUGAAGUUGAAGGGUCAGGUUCUGUCAGUGAUGUAUCGUUUCCGGAUGAAGAACAGAGAGUGGAUGUUGAUCCGAACGAGCAGCUUCACCUUCCAAAACCCGUACUCUGACGAGAUAGAGUACAUCAUCUGCACCAACACCAACGUCAAGCAGCUACAGCAGCAGCAGCAGGCAGAGUUGGAGGUUCACCAGAGAGAUGGACUGACUGCCUACGACCUUUCCCAGGUGCCUGUGGCCAGUGUCAGCAGUGGAGUCCAUGAGGCAGGGAAGAACAUCGACAAGACAGAAGCCCUGUUCUCUCAGGAGAGAGACCCGCGCUUUGCUGAGAUGUACACCGGCAUCUCUGGCUCGGGAGACAAGAAGAUGAUGGUUCCCUCCUCUACGGCUGGCGGACAGCAGCUCUACUCCCAGAGCUCUCCUUUCCAGCAGGGACACUCUGGCAAAAGCUUCAGUUCCUCUGUGAUCCACGUCCCUGGUGUGAAUGACAUUCAGCCAUCAGGCUCGUCUAAUCAGAAUCUUGCUCAGAUUUCCAGACAGCUCAACCCAGGCCAGGUGGCAUGGUCAGGCAACCGACCCCCUUUCUCUGGACAGUCCAGUAAAGCCCAGUCCAGUCCAUUUGGUAUUGGUUCUGGCCACAGCUACCAGACGGACCCAGCCUCCUACAGUCCCCUGUCAUCACCAGCCACUUCCUCCCCCAGCGGCAACGCCUACUCAGGACUGACAAACCGCAGCACAGCUUUUGAUGUGUCAGGGGAAAGCAGUCAGAGUGGAGCCCAGUUCCAGGGUCGCCCCAGUGAGGUCUGGUCCCAGUGGCAGAACCAACAUCACUCGCAGCAGGCCGGGGAACAGCACACACACCCCAACCCCAGCCAGACAGAAGUCUUCCAGGACAUGUUACCCAUGGCUGGAGAUCCCACCCAGGGAACAGCCAACUACAACAUUGAGGACUUCGCUGACCUUGGCAUGUUCCCACCCUUCUCUGAGUAAUCCCCCCCUUUCUCUCCAUCACUCUCCCUCUCAGAACUGGACUGAUGUUUGCAUUCAUCUCUCAUGGUCUGUCUCAUUUUUCUACACUACCACUCAGAAGUUUUAGAACACCCGCUUCUUCCAGUUUCUAUUGAAAAUUGAGCAGUUCAGGUCCAGUAAAUAACUUUAAAUGGUACAAAGGUCAGCUGUAAACUGCCAAAGGUAAAAAAAGAAAAAGAAAAACAGUUCAGGUUAUCAAAAACUGAAAGAUGAAGAUCAGCACAGGCUCAGACUUAAACCCAAGCUGCUUUAAAGGAGCUAUUUGUCAGUUUUGCUAUUGCUACAUAGAUGAUGUUAGCAUUAACAGCUGUUUACUUGCCAGUCUUGCCAAGAGCUUCCAUCAUUGCAUUUACAAUGUAAGGUUAGAAUACAUCUGUGGAGCAGCACUACUUUAGGGCAGCCUGGACGUUCCAGUGACUCGGAAAGUGACAAGACGGGCUAAUCGGGUCGGGGCUAGCUGGUUAGCACGCUAACUUCAGCAGAAGAAAAGAUGCUAUAAAGACAAGAGUUAACAUUGGUGUUGGAGACAGCUGUUGGGGAAAAAAGGAAAGAAGUUUGAUGCUGAAUUCACAACGUUUCUUCUAGACUGGUAAAUAAACAGCUGUUAAUGCUAAUGUUAGCUAUGUAGCAAUAGCAGAACUUACAUACAGCUCCUUUAAGAUGAUCUGAACAGAAGGUGAAAGCAAAACAAACCAGUGCGACACAUUUGUGGGAACUUCUGCAGCAGGGUUUUAGUUCCAUUUUAGAAAGGACCUCAUGAGCUUCUGAAUCAGUCAAAAAUUGAAAGAUUUCAUGAUUCUUUUCUUUUAAAAUCUUUAUUAUUUAUAUGUCUGAUGCUUUCAUUUCAGAAACACUGAGACAUCAGGCUGUAAAUUUCAGUAACUGGAUAAAUGGAGGUGUUGUAAACCCGUUGAAUGGUAGUGUAAACUGCUGGAUCACCAACACACGGCUGAUGUGCAGCAUGGUGAAUGUCUGGGUGCACUUGUCAUUCGCACGCAUACAAACACAACAGUCCACAAAUGUUUGGGCUGCAAAGGCCCGCAGUAUGUAUCUGUGAAAAUACACAUACCUCAUCGCUGUGAAGACGAGCGCCACUGUCAGAUGGAGGGAACAUCAGUCAACCUGUAUCAGCUCUGUCUGUCGUCAGUGUCUCAGGCUCUCUGCAGUCAGUCUCAGUGUGACCAGAGGAGGUCAGUCAAGAGGUGAGAGAUGUGUUUGUCAGAGGCUGGUCUGAGUGUUAUCAUUAUCACCUUCAGAUCUGAUAAGUGAAGGCAAGUUUUCACAAAAAAUCUACGUCCACAUGACGUAUUUACAUGCAGAUGAACACAAUUCAUGACUGUUACACAUAGAAGAUGUGUGUGUGUCCGCUGCUGUCUGGAUUUUCAACAUGCAAUAAUUACACCUGAGAAAAAAAACAUUCGCUUAUAAGUCAUUCUGCCUUGAACAACAAAGAGAGAGAUCUGUCAUGUACUAAUACACAGGUUGAUUACAUCAUAAAUGAGCGCUUGUUUCUGGACAACUGAAAUAGUCCGCAGUAAAUCUACCCUAGAUAUAUACUUAUUGACUUGACAUUUCUUAGUGAUGGUGUUGAUGUAGGGCUGACAGUUUUACUGCUCAAUAUCUCCACAUACCACGCUAAUUAAUCAUUACUUCUCUGUUGAGGAAUGUAGGUCUGUACCACUCCAGAAAAAUGUCCCAAAUUUAUGAGAGAAAAUAUAAAACACUGGUUCUGUGCACACGGAACAUUAUUGUUUUUGUUUCUUUUCCCAGUUCCUGUAAAGACGUGCACUGACACCACACAGGUCAAUACAUGGUCACCUUAAAUGGUGCAUACAGCAGUGUGGCAAUAACACACACAGGGUCAUGCAUUAAAUCUGCUGUCAUCAGUCAGUGGGUGUCACUACUCAUUAGGGGAUGUUAUCAGUGCCAAAUGAAGGACAGUUAAACGCCAUCAUGUUCAUUAUGAGUCCAGAAUAAUUAAGUAAUUCAUAAGAAUAAACAGUUUGCAUGUGUAAAUAUUCUCACAAUGGCCGAAAGAAAACAGUGGACACACAGCACAAUGAGUCAGCUGAUGACUGUAUGCAUGUGUCAGACCAGACAGGAUGUCACUUACCUCACAGUCCAGUAUGACCAACAGACUUUCACCUCCUCUGCACGCCUGCAGUGUUUGUAGAGAGCAGCAGUUGACAACACUAUUGAGGCACAUGGCAGUACGUCCCCGCACGCCCCGUUUCCUCAGACAUAGUGAGAUUUAUGUUGAAGACGUUCGCCUCCAUCUGCCUCGUGCAGCCUCUUCACUGACUCUGCCAAACAGCAGCAGGGGAGGGGAAGGUGCUCACCUCCACCUGCUGCUGUCCUCACUCUCUCCAUCAACCUUAUUGUGUAAACUAUAUGUAGUGAUGUCCAGAACUCUAGAGAACAACCUGAUGCCAGUACAGAAGGAUUCUAUGUAUAAAUCAAACUAAAUUAAAAAAGAAAAAAAAAAAACAAAUCAACUCAUCGCAGACAGUUGCUGAACUAAGGCUUAAAGUGCACUUCAUGAAGCUAACUGCUAAUCUCACCAGCCUGCUUUAAAAGGGAAAAACCGCCAUACCGUCGAAGCAAAGCGCAGUAUUUACUAGUGUAUUUGGUGUUCUUCAGCUCUCGCUACUUGACUUAAUUACUUUAUAAUCUUUUCAACUAUUAAGAGAUUGAAUAAUACUUUCUAGUAGGGGAGCUUUUACAUGAUAGAUUGUAUAAUGUCUCUGACAGACGGUUGGGAGAACCUCGAGCAGACAUCGAGUCCUUUUGCUAAAGAUCUCAAAUUGAUGUUUUUUUUUGUAAAUAAUGUGAUUUUUAUGUCGACUCGUGUUACUUUCACACAGUAUAUGUUUUUUGUGUAGGUUUUAAUGAUAUUGUGUGCAAUGUGAGUACAUAUUUAACUAUUGGUAUUUAGUUAGUCUGUUCAUUGUACAUUGAGUUCUAGACAUGUACAAAUUGUGUAAAUGUGACCCAUUAUUUUUGUGUAACAAAUUGUGCUUGUGACAAUAAAUUCUUAUUGGUUA
This is a messenger RNA of Seriola aureovittata, 5201 nucleotides long. It is a transcript of the gene arnt2, whose product is annotated as aryl-hydrocarbon receptor nuclear translocator 2. NCBI's taxonomy places the organism in Eukaryota, Metazoa, Chordata, Actinopteri, Carangiformes, Carangidae. Gene Ontology annotation, molecular function: protein dimerization activity; RNA polymerase II cis-regulatory region sequence-specific DNA binding; DNA-binding transcription factor activity, RNA polymerase II-specific. The record is from RefSeq and is a predicted model, not a curated record. The transcript is spliced from 18 exons. Bases 1 to 2118 code for a protein of 705 amino acids. Gene Ontology annotation, cellular component: transcription regulator complex; aryl hydrocarbon receptor complex; cytoplasm. Gene Ontology annotation, biological process: regulation of transcription by RNA polymerase II.